AUGCCAAAAAAAAAGGAAGAUGAUUAUGAUUCACUGCUUGAUACGGCACCACAACCCAAAAAAAUUGGGGCAAGAAUAUAUGCCACAUUCUGCAUAUUAAGCGGUAUUACGAGCCUCGGGAUCGCAUCCAUGGGGUUUGGGUGGUGGAACGGAGCGGAUUAUUUUCACCAGGGGGUAUAUCCCAAUGGAUGGGUUGGUUACGAUGUUUUUACCUUCAUUGGCUUGCUGCUGUUCACUGUGUUUUCCUCCUCUGGCGUGACGCUCUUGUACGUUGGUGUGAGCACGCUGAUGAGGCUAUGGAGUGGGAUUCUGGGAUUGGCUGUUUUCGGUGCUUUGGGUGUCGUCCUCGUUGUCGUUGGAAGCCUGGGAAUGGUGUGGGGAAACGAGACGAUGCAGUGCCUGGGUAUCUUCUGCGUUGACACUACAAAGUACGUUGUUGUCCCUGGUGCGAGACCCGAGGCUGGUCUGGGUUUCCGGUCGAUGAUUGGCAUGACUGCGUUCUUUUCGCUUGUGCCUAUGGGCCUCGUGAUCCUGGCGCAGGUC
Molecule: messenger RNA, 543 nt
Organism: Trypanosoma theileri
Lineage: Eukaryota; Euglenozoa; Kinetoplastea; Trypanosomatida; Trypanosomatidae
Product: putative ferric reductase
Exons: 1
Source: RefSeq, a predicted model, not a curated record